GAUGGAGGUGGGGUGCGCGGCCUCGUUAUCCUUCUCAUGCUUAGGAGCCUCAUGUACUUGAUCAACCCUCAGCGUCCGCCGAAGCCUUGCGAUGUUUUCGAUAUGAUCGUGGGAACAAGCACCGGUGGUCUUAUUGCUAUAAUGCUUGGGCGGCUCGAGAUGGAUGUGGAAGCAGCAAUAGACGCAUACAAACGGCUCUCGAAGCGUGUAUUCACUCCAAGAAAACGAAUACAUAUCGGAGGCACAUUUGUCCACAAGGUGCUGGGAUCAGAGACUUUUGACCAUGAGGUUUUGGAGAAAGUCAUUAAGGAGAUUGUCUCAGCACGUCUGGGCUCGGAUACGGACGGUGGAAGUGUGAAGUUGUAUGAAGACAGACCAAAAUGUCCUAUUUUCGUAUGUGCCACAAUGGUCAACGGUGGCAUACAGCGCUUACGGAGCUAUCCAUCUACGGCUGAGGAACCAUUUGACUGUACAAUCUGGGAGGCUGCCAGAGCUACCUCUGCUGCACCGACUUUCUUUGCGCCAAUUAAAUUUCCGAAUGGGAUGGAUUUCCGUGAUGGUGGGCUUGGUGCGAACAAUCCAAUAUUUGAGCUCAUCAACGAAGUCCGGAAGGAAUACCCCACUAGAGACAUAUCUACAAUUGUGAGCUUAGGAACAGGUGUAUCAUCAUCCAUGAAACUUGGUCGUGGAUUAAUUUCGGUUGCGGAAGCAUGCUCCAAAAUAGCAAUGAAUACGGAGAAAACGGCAGAGUCGUUUGCAGCGCAGUAUUCCCAUCAACAGGGUAUAUAUCGCCAUAAAUACUUCCGUUUCAAUCCGACCAAUGGUCUCCAGGGAGUAGGUUUGGAUGAGUGGGAAAAAGAAGAUGAGAUGAUGGCAAACACACUCACAUACCUCAGAACGACGGCUCAGGAAGAUAUUAACUUCGCACCCAGAGAAGAAAUGUUGACUAUUGAAAGUGCUCUUGGAUCCACAUUCUCGGAUUCGCUCAGACCUAAAAUCAUAUCCAUUGUGGGAUUUGGCGGCUCCGGAAAGACACAGUUGAUGCUGCAGUACGCCUGGACGCAUCGAGACGCAUAUGGAGUUGUCCUUUGGAUUGAUGCACAGUCAUUGGACUUCCUGAAUGACACGUUCUCUCUUGCUGCAGAGCAGCUCGGUCUUGUCCUACCUCGUACUUGGGUAUCAAACUCCAGGACUACAACUACUGUUGCCCCAUUCAUACCAAAACUUCAAAGGAAUGUUGAUGCAAUUCAGAAGGAGUUGAGGAGAAGGAACCAGAAAUGGCUCAUUCUGAUAGAUCGUGCUGAUGAGAUCCACAUGAUUGAUCAAUUGCCAAAGUAUUUCCCUUCUGCUCCAGGUGGAUGUAUAAUUGUUUCUUCCAGACGACAAGAGGCAGAGAGACUUGGUGGCCAUGCAAUAAAACUGAAAGGUCUUCCCUUGGAUAGCGCUCAGCAGCUUCUGAUCCACCAUGUUUUCGGCACAUCCACAGGCUUGGUCCAGGGAGAGCAGCUUGAACAAGCAAAACAGGUGGUGGAGACAUUGGAUUGCAUUCCUCUGGCGAUUGACCUUGCUGGGACAUACAUCAAGCAUAACCUUGGGGGUCGAAUAGAUACCUAUGUAAAGCUGUACGAAUCUCAAAAGCACGAGUUGGUCGAACGUGCUCUUGGGCGAAACCAUCCAAUCGCUCAAGACUAUUCCGCCUCUGUCCUCGCGACUUGGAGGGUUUCAAUCAACGCGAUCGCCAAAGAAUAUCCCGGGGCAGCAAAGUUCCUUUACCUUCUGUGCUUCCUCGAUCCUUCAAACUUGAGAAAAGACCUGUUCAAGAGGGCUUGUUCUCCCAAGCUCUAUUUGAAUCGCGAAGGCUCAAUCGAUGUACUUUAUCCAUGGAUGAAUCGUGUCCCUGACUGGCUCCUGAGGCUCUUCUGUGGCCCAAAUGGCCACUGGAAUGACUUGCAAUUUUUCGAUACUAUUGGGAUCAUAUCAGCUUUGUUCUUCAUCGAGUGCAAAGAUCUUAUUGGUACUUGGGUUCACCCUUCUGGGGAAGUGGAGGGCACAACUUUAACCUCGGACGGAAGCUCCGUUACCUUACUCGAAUUACCGCAACCGCUUCACCACUUGGGGAGAUGCUUUCACGACGAUAAAUCAAGAGAAGAAUUCAUCCAUGACGCAUUCUCUGUGGCGAUUCACAGCUUUCAGAACGAUAUCAAGCGUGACGGGAAUUAUUCAAACAUCGGGCGGACGCCUAUGAUGUAUGUUGGAUUUGGAAGGGCCAUAGAUAACCGCAAAAAGAUGGAAAGACAGCUCGAUGAGGUCUAUGAGCAUUUCAGGGCUCUUCAAUCC
This is a messenger RNA of Bipolaris zeicola 26-R-13, 2337 nucleotides long. RefSeq lists its product as uncharacterized. The transcript has 5 exons. Gene Ontology annotation, molecular function: ADP binding. Lineage: Eukaryota; Fungi; Ascomycota; Dothideomycetes; Pleosporales; Pleosporaceae. The record is from RefSeq and is a predicted model, not a curated record. Gene Ontology annotation, cellular component: membrane. Gene Ontology annotation, biological process: arachidonate metabolic process. The annotation marks the transcript as partial.